Messenger RNA from Papaver somniferum (opium poppy), 1333 nucleotides. RefSeq names its product solute carrier family 35 member F2-like. The transcript is spliced from 11 exons. Gene Ontology annotation, molecular function: transmembrane transporter activity. Gene Ontology annotation, biological process: transmembrane transport. Gene Ontology annotation, cellular component: membrane. NCBI's taxonomy places the organism in Eukaryota, Viridiplantae, Streptophyta, Magnoliopsida, Ranunculales, Papaveraceae. The record is from RefSeq and is a predicted model, not a curated record. The coding region runs from base 48 to 1076 and encodes 342 amino acids.
CAAAUCAAUGUCUAUGAGAAAUCUCAAAUGAAAGUAACAAAUCCGAAAUGUUGUUUGAUGCAAUGAUUGAAUGGAGGAACAAGAAUGUGUUGGGAGUGAUAUUUGUUCUGUUCUUGGGGCAGCUUGUUUCAACUAAUCUUGCUCUUAAUAGUUUCACUUCAUCUCUAUUAGCUAAUCACAGUGUGAAUGCACCUCUAACUCAAUGUCUGUUAUGUUAUAGUUUACUUGCACUUGUUUACACUCCAAUUGUAUUAUAUCGACGACAAAAAUUAGCGGUACCUUGGUAUUGGUAUCUUCUUUUAGGGUUUAUUGAUGUUCAAGGGAAUUUGUGUGUUGUUAAGGCAUAUCAAUACUCGUCAAUUACAAGUGUGAUGCUGUUGGAUUGUUGGACAACACCAUGGGCCAUGAUCCUUACAUGGAUUCUCAUAGGGACUCGAUAUUCUCUAUGUCAGUUCUUUGGUGCAGCCAUUUGCAUGGCAGGACUUUGUUUAGUAGUCUUUUCCGAUUCAGUGGGUGGUGCCUCUGGUGGAAAAAAUCCUCUUCUCGGAGAUGGACUUGUAAUUGCAGGAACGGUUUGUUAUGCGUUGAGUAACGUUGGAAUGGAAUAUUGUGUUAAGAAGAAAAACCGUGUUGAAGUUCUUUCGAUGCUUGGUAUUUUUGGAGUGCUCGUGAGCAUUUGUCAAAUAAUUUUGAUGGAGAGGAAUAAUCUGGAAGAGAUUAAGUGGUCUCCUGAAAUUAUAUCGCUCUUUGGCUGCUACGCAGUCUCAGCUUUUGUGUUCUAUUCAACUAUUCCUUGUGUUUUGAAGUUGGGUGGAGCUGUUCUGUUCAACCUCUCACUUUUAACAUCGGAUGUAUGGGGAGUGAUCAUCCGCGUUUUUGGUUUCCACCAAAAGAUACAAUGGUUAUACUAUGUCUCCUUUAUCACCGUAGGAGUCGGACUCAUCAUUUAUUCAACAAAUGAUCAAAAUUCUAUUACCACAACAAAUGUGGAGAACGAGAAUGAGAGUGGCAAUAGUCAAUACCAACUACUCGAUGAAGAAAACAAGGGUGUCAGAAGCCAGACGGCACUAACCUAAAAAGGGCGUCAGAAGCCAGACGGCAACAAACUAAAAGGCGCAUACCCAUUUUUCUGCAGGAAGCCCAUUCAUUCAAAUAGUCGGAGUAUGCAUGAAGUUUCUUCUAAAAUGAGAAAUGGUGAAGAAAUUUUUAGCGUCUGUGAAACCACAUUCUUUUGUUUGAAAUUCUUCAGAAAUACCAAAUGUUCAUAAAAAAAAAAUACAUACAGUUUUUACAAACCCUUUUUAUUCCGAAUAAGGCAAAGACAGUUUCUUGA